AUGGCUAGGUGGUGUAUCACGUUGUUGGUUCUUGCUUUGGCUGUGGCUACAAGUGCCAGAAACGCACCUAACGAUGCUGGUUUGAAGGACCAGAAGAACUUCAUCACCUAUGGUGGGGUUGGUGGUUAUUCAGGAAUUGGGAACAAUGGAUUACCCUUUGGAGGAGCUGGUGCUGGAGUAGGUGGUGGUUUUGGCGGUGGAGCUGGUGGUGGUCUUGGUGGUCUUGGUGGUCUUGGUGGUACUACCGGAAUAGGUGGACUUGGUGGAUUCGGAGGUACUGGUGGUGGAGUUGGUGGUGGUGUUGGAACCGGUGUUGGUGGUGGUGCUGGAACCGGUGUUCUUCCUUUCCCUUGA
Abrus precatorius (Indian licorice) is the source of this 354-nucleotide messenger RNA. RefSeq names its product glycine-rich protein 5-like. The coding region runs from base 1 to 354 and encodes 117 amino acids. Lineage: Eukaryota; Viridiplantae; Streptophyta; Magnoliopsida; Fabales; Fabaceae. The transcript has a single exon. The record is from RefSeq and is a predicted model, not a curated record.